AUGGAAUCCGCCGCCAAGAUCAAUGUGAUUGAAACCCACCGCACGGACAAGUACCAGGAUAAAGUUGUUGACACAUAUGACGAUCCUCCAGAAAUGUGGCAAAAGGCUCUCGGCGACAAUCUGAGCUUCCAAUUUGGCCUCUUUGAUCAGACAGAGAUUUCCGAAGGUGCUAGACCGGGACCUGUUGGCCCUGCUGAGUUUCGAGCGUUUGAUCGCCAGCUCGAGCUCGCUGGGCUUCUCGGGCCAAACAGGCCACAACUCCGCCGAAUAUUAGAUAUUGGUUGUGGCUGGGGCUUCAUCACCAAGCACAUAGCCGCACUUUUCACCGAAUGUCAGUGCAUCGACGCCAUCAAUAUCAGCCAACGUCAGCUUGACUUCUGCGCCAAUAACUUACCUAUGGAUCUUAGAAAGCGGGUCAAUCUAUACUUCUGCAAUGGGCAGGAUGUUGAUCUUCUUCCCAAUCCGGAAGUGCCGUAUGAUUUGGUCGUUGUACGUGGGGUUUACACUCACUUUCUCUUCAAUGUCUUCGAAGCUUCGAUAGCUCAGGUAGCACAGCGUUUGAGCCCUCAGGGUACCCUGCUCAUUUCCGACACGCUAUACAGGGUCACCGACCUCGAAACAUACAAGUCCCCUAUACCAGACACGGUGGAUCGUCUGGCGUGCGCCAAUCGAAAGACCCCAGAUUACUUCAUCAGCGUUUUGAAGAAGAACGGGCUACAUUUACACGAUAUGCGCAUAAUGCCAUCAAAUGCCGAGGUCAUCCACUGGUUCGACAAGGUGCGACUCAACAUUGAACAAAAUUUCCCGGAUGGGGCUAGCGGUCCAAUCCAGGAGUUGCACGAUAUGGCCGUUAGCUUUAACCAGAGCUUGGCUAAAGAACAAGCCUCAGUGUACAGCAUCAUUGCGCGAUACGUUGUGGACUGA
Messenger RNA from Penicillium crustosum, 924 nucleotides. Its product is annotated as SAM-dependent methyltransferase. The transcript has a single exon. NCBI's taxonomy places the organism in Eukaryota, Fungi, Ascomycota, Eurotiomycetes, Eurotiales, Aspergillaceae. Bases 1 to 924 code for a protein of 307 amino acids. The record is from RefSeq and is a predicted model, not a curated record.